Molecule: messenger RNA, 2339 nt
Organism: Hypoxylon fragiforme
Lineage: Eukaryota; Fungi; Ascomycota; Sordariomycetes; Xylariales; Hypoxylaceae
Product: P-loop containing nucleoside triphosphate hydrolase protein
Exons: 1
Coding region: 139-2100 (653 amino acids)
Molecular function (GO): DNA binding; ATP binding; hydrolase activity
Source: RefSeq, a predicted model, not a curated record
CCCAAACGCUUUAUUAUUUUUAUUUUUAUUUUUAUUUUUAUUUACACAUUCGGCUAGCACCACACCACACCACACCACCAAGAGCCUCACAAACCCUUUUCUUGACGUCUGUCUUACCCGUCCUUCGUUAGAUAUGCCAUGCCUCCUCUAUCUACCAGAUGGUUACUUUCGUUAAGGCCCUCGAUAAGGCCCCCGAGGCUAUUCAUAGGUCCAUUAUGUCCAGUAUAUCGUCAGAGAACUUUUACUACUUCAUUCCCGGCCUAUGCCAGCAAUGCUCCAAAUAUCAUCCAGGAAUUUCGCCUUCGUGAUUAUCAGGAAGAAUGUAUUCAAGCUGUCAUAAAAUCUAUAGAAAAUGGCCAUAAGCGAUUAGGUAUAUCACUUGCCACUGGUGCCGGAAAGACUGUCAUAUUUACUCAACUUAUCGACCGGAUAAAGUCUGAGUCGCCUGGAACUGCUGAUCAAACAAUGAUCUUGGCUCAUAGACGAGAGCUUGUGGAACAAGCAGCUAGGCAUUGCACAAAUGCAUAUCCAUCCAAGACGAUAGAAGUAGAAAUGGGCAACAUGCAUGCCUCGGGCACAGCAGACAUCACCAUCGCUAGUAUACAGAGCAUCACUUCUGGAGACCGCAUUGAUAAGUUCAAUCCUGAACUAUUUAAGCUCAUACUCGUUGAUGAAGCCCAUCACAUCGUUGCACCAAUGUACAUGAAGACCUUGGAACACUUUGGGCUGGACCAGAAGAAUCCCAGCUCACCUAUUCUCGUUGGUGUGUCCGCCACCUUCUCUCGGGCGGAUGGGCUUCGUUUGGGUUCUGCAAUCGACGAAUUGGUAUAUCAUAGGGAUUAUGUCGACAUGAUAGGAGACAAAUGGUUGUCCGAGGUCAUUUUCACUACGGUCGACUCAAAGGCUGAUAUCUCCAAGAUUUCGAGCGGUAAAAACGGUGACUUUCAAACUCGCGAGUUGUCCGAGGCCGUAAACACCAGACAAGUGAACGAAGUUACCGUCCGCAGCUGGCUUGCGAAGGCUUCUGAGAGGAAAUCAACUUUGGUAUUCUGUGUCGACCUUUCCCACGUUUCCGGGCUGACUGAAACUUUCCGGAAACAUGGCAUUGAUGCUCGGUUUAUAACAGGAGAAACACCCAAGGUCGAGAGAGCGGAGUGUUUGGAUGCUUUCAAGCGUAAUGAAUUUCCCGUGCUCAUCAACUGUGGUGUAUUCACGGAAGGGACUGAUAUUCCUAAUAUCGAUUGCAUUAUUCUGGCGCGGCCAACUCGCUCCCGAAACUUGUUGGUACAAAUGAUAGGAAGAGGCAUGCGACUUCAUCCGAAAAAGAAAAACUGUCAUAUUAUCGACAUGGUGUCAAGUCUAGCUACUGGCAUAGUGACAACGCCCACUUUGUUUGGGCUCGACCCAUCCGAGUUGGUCGAGAAGGCAUCCGUGAACGAUAUGAGUGAAAUCAAGGAGAGAGCCGCUGUUCUAGAAGGGGCAGAGAGGAAGAACGUUACCUUUGUCGACUAUGAUUCUGUCUUCGAUCUGAUCGCGGAUACAUCCGGUGAGAGACACGUUUGGUCAAUUAGUCAACAUUCGUGGGUACAGAUUUCGCCAGAAAAAUGGAUAUUGUCAGGCCCUAAUGGAACUUACAUACGGCUAGAAAAAGGAAUGGAGAGAGAUGAGGGCAAAUUCGUGGCCUGGGAGAUCCGGGCACUUCCUAAGGGAGUAUCUAAAUCUCCUUUUGCUAAACCUCGACUUCUACUUGAAGCAACUACCUUUGCCGAUGCUGUACAUGGAUGCGACAGUUACGCAUCGGACACGUACCCACGUCUCCUUAUCUUAAGGAGCCAGAGUUGGCGUCGCGGCCCGCCUACAGAUGGCCAGUUGCAAUUUCUCAACAAGAUACGAGGGAAUGACAGCAAACUUACAGCAGACGACAUUACUAAAGGGAAAGCUGCAGAUAUGAUAACAAAGUUACGACACGGUGCCCGCGGCCGGUUUGCUAGCAUUGAUGCCGAUAGAAAGCGAAAAGAGCGGCGGGCGGAGUUGUUAGACGAAAAGAAGAAUAUGAUAAAGCUCCGCGAAAAGGUUGCUGUUGGACCCCUAUUAGGAUGAGCAUAGGAUCGAAUCAGAGACCAUCAUGAAUGGAAAUGACGAAUAAAGGCAAACUUUACACGUAUGACGUGCAAACAGAAAGCAGCACAGUGGUGACUCUAGCUUAGCUGUUAAGUUGGUGUUGGUGUUGUCGCUGAGCAACCUCCCUACUCCUAAUACCUGAUUCUGAGCUCAACACAGUAUAGGUUGGCAUGUGCUAUCUGGUAUUUUCUUCGAAUCUACAUUCAUUUUUCAAAUCA